AUGGGCAAGUUAAAAGACUACAUAACAACCGACCGGAACGGCAUAACCGAAAACCGCCAUCAAGUCCACGCCGCGAUAGUCUCUGCCGACGGGACACUCCUGUACAGCGUCGGCGAUCCGUCCCGGAUAACGCUGGUCCGCUCUGCCGCCAAACCAGCCCAAGCCCUCGCCGUCAUCUCCACCGGGGCGCUGGAAAAGUUCAGCUUCGAUGAAGCCGACCUUGCUCUCAUGUGCGCUUCGCACAAUAGCGAAGACAGACAUCUUUCCCGGGCUCGGGACAUGCUCCGAAAGGUUUCCGCGGAGGAAAAGGAUCUCCGCUGCGGCGGCCAUGAUGCGUUAUCCGAGACGGUGAAUCGGGAGUGGAUUAAAAGGGAUUAUACGCCGACGGCGAUCACGAAUAACUGCUCGGGGAAACAUGCUGGUAUGCUUGGCGGCGCGAUGGCGUUAGGGGCGGAGAUUCAGGAUUAUCAUCUGCCCUGUAAUCCGCUGCAGCGGAGGGUCAGAGAGGCAGUGGAGGAGUUGGCGGGGCUUGAGACUGGACCGGAAGGUGUGUUAUGGGGGGUUGAUGGGUGUAACUUGCCGGCGCCUGCGUUUCCGUUACGGAAUAUGGCGAAGAUCUAUGCUGCAUUUGCGGAGGCAGCGGAUGUUGUUGAGGAUGCUGGGAACGCUUCUGGGAAAGAAAGAAACAUGGCGCGAAUCUUCAACGCCAUGGCGCGGUACCCUGAGCUUGUUGGUGGAGAGGGGAGGUUCUGUACGGUGCUUAUGCAGGUGUUUCGGGGAUCACUCAUUGGAAAAGUUGGGGCCGAUGGGUGUUAUGCGAUCGGCAUACGAGCUUCAGAGUAUACCAGAAGACUUGGAGUAGAUGGUGCAAUGGGACUUGCAGUUAAAAUCGAGGAUGGAAACAAAGGAAUCCUUUAUUCGGCUGUGGUUGAGAUCCUGGACCAGUUGGAUAUAGGUUCUCCGGACAUGCGACGGGAACUGGUUUCGUUUCACCAUCCGGAGAUUGUUAACACUGCGGGCGUUGUUACGGGGUCGACUGCUCACCAUUUUCAUGUUUGCGCUCCAUAA
Molecule: messenger RNA, 1068 nt
Organism: Aspergillus bombycis
Lineage: Eukaryota; Fungi; Ascomycota; Eurotiomycetes; Eurotiales; Aspergillaceae
Product: asparaginase
Exons: 1
Coding region: 1-1068 (355 amino acids)
Source: RefSeq, a predicted model, not a curated record